CGGCUCUGCACAGGUGACCGGCCCCGCACGGGUGAGCCCCGCCGGGAGGAGGCUCCGAGCCCGCAGCCGCUUCCCGGUUCUCUCCCUGGCUCAGCCCCUUCCCGCAGCUCCAUCCGUCAGUGCCCGGCUGCAGUUCCGCCUUUUCACUGAGCCGGUGGCGCUUUCGGUUUGGAAACAUCGCCCUGUGCUUCUCGAUCUGCCGGGUUUUCUCCCAAAAUUGAUAUAUUCCUAAAGGGUGCCGUGAUCUGAAACUGCCUCCGAGGAGGGUUUAGGCUCGGUGUCCUCCCUCGGGCUAGGAGCGAUAGGACAAGGGGAAACAGCCCCGAGCUGUGCCAGAGGAGGUUCAGGCUGGACAUCAGGAGGAAUUUCUCCGUGGAAAGGGUGGUCAGGCCUUUGCAAGGGGCUCUCCACAGAGUCCCCAUCCCUGGAGGUGCCCAAGGAACCCCUGCAUGUGGCAUUCAGUGCUCUGGGUCACGGGUUGGACUCCAUCAUCUCACAGCUCCUUUCCAGCCUCAGAGAUCCUGGGAUUCUGUGAUCCAGAAUGUGCCUUGACCUGAAACACUCAGAGCAGGCCCCUGGAUUGCUUCAAAGGGAAGAUUCAGAGGGAAUUCCUCUUCUUGGAGAGGCUCCCUAAGCUUUGUUAAUUAAUAAUAAACCCAAACGUGCUGCUUGCUCCAGGCCUAAGCGAUUUUGGGCCCAGAUGUUGAACAUUUAUCCAGCUGUGGUGCCAGGCAGAUGCUGUGAAACAGACACAAAACCACAGCAAGAGAAGAUUCACCACUGUCAACAACAUCUUGUCAUGGACCAAGCGCUCCUCCGUGUUUGUGCCUCCUGAGCUGGUGGCUUAAAGUGGGAGAGGGAAUAGAUGGAGAGCUGGGGAGCAGAGCUGAGUGAAUGUGUGAACAUCUGGAGCAGAUCCUGACGUGCCAUGCCUGCCUCUCCCACAGCAAAUCCCUGAGUGAUGAGGAGAACCUGAAGCUGUUUGGGAAGUGCAACAAUCCAAAUGGCCACGGGCACAACUACAAAGUUGUAGUCACUGUGCGAGGAGAGAUUGACCCAGUCUCGGGGAUGGUGAUGAACCUGACAGACCUGAAGGAAUUCAUGCAGGAAGCGAUCAUGGAGCCGCUCGACCACAAAAACCUGGACAAGGAUGUGCCCUACUUCUCUGAGGUGGUGAGCACCACAGAGAAUGUUGCAGUGUUCAUCUGGGACAACCUCCAGAAGCUCCUGCCCCAGGGAAUCCUUUACAAGGUGGAAGUGCAGGAGACAGAGCAGAACGUCGUUGUUUACAAGGGAGAAGAAACAAUUGUGAAGUGAAAUCAGCCUCAGCUCAGCUGCUCAGGAGAAAUGCUCCAUCAUCAGCUCCAUGGAUUCCUCCAGCCCUGCUCAGCAUUUCCUGCAGCCAGCCCUGGGUUCUCUUACAUCAGGACAAGUGCAGAUAUUUCACAAGGACCCUCAUGGGCAGCAGUUUUCCCCUCUAGCUUCUCAGAAUGGGUUGGUUUCUCUGCUUUUCCUCAAGACCUUCCUGUUUUGCCCAGCUGAGCCACCCAGCUGAUGUGAAAUUUAGAAUUGUGCCAUGAUAAAUAAAGCAGCUUUGGAGAGAAAAGGUGGCCUGGCAAAAUCACAAAAUUCUUUGAUUUCUCUCAAAUUAAAUAUUGAUUUAUGAUAUUUAA
Messenger RNA from Cyanistes caeruleus (blue tit), 1673 nucleotides. The record is from RefSeq and is a predicted model, not a curated record. NCBI's taxonomy places the organism in Eukaryota, Metazoa, Chordata, Aves, Passeriformes, Paridae.